This is a messenger RNA of Linum trigynum, 3357 nucleotides long. The record is from the annotation of a GenBank genome assembly. Lineage: Eukaryota; Viridiplantae; Streptophyta; Magnoliopsida; Malpighiales; Linaceae.
CCACCUAAGACCGUCUCAUCUGCUGCCGCUUCUGCUUCUUUCAAUCGUUUCUGUCUGUCCGGCAAUCUGGUUGGGCGGUAGCGGUAUUAGUCAACGUCGAGCAGUGAAGAUAAUAAUAAUAUUACCAACACCAAAUCUCCCCUCCCUUUGAUUCUUUUCCCUCUCCCUCUCUUCCCUGCUCGCUGGCAUGUGUAAUGGCGGCUCUACUGCUGCUUCGUUUCUUGCUACUGUGGCUUCCUGCUCUCGCUUGGGCCUCCGACAGCAGUAUUCUUUCUCCCAAAGGUGUCAACUUUGAAGUGGCGGCGUUGAUGGCGAUGAAGAAAGAGAUGAGGGACGAGUCAGGUGUAAUGGCCGGCUGGGAUUUGAACUCGGUUGAUCCCUGCACUUGGAACAUGGUCGGUUGCUCCCCAGAAGGCUUUGUCAUUUCCCUGGAAAUGGCAAGCACUGGUUUGGCAGGGACGUUAUCAACUAGUAUUGGCAACUUAGGUCACCUGAGGACAAUGCUAUUGCAGAACAAUUUGUUAACUGGGUCGAUCCCAGCUGAGAUAGGAAAGCUGUCUGAGCUUCAAACUCUUGACCUCUCAGGUAACCAAUUUGAAGGCAACAUCCCAAGCUCUUUGGGACAAUUGACAAGGCUAAGUUACUUGCGCUUGAGUAGAAACGGGUUAUCAGGACAAAUUCCUGGACCGGUUGCCAAUCUCACAGAACUGUCGUUCUUGGACUUAUCAUAUAAUAAUCUCAGUGGACCGACUCCAAGGAUACUAGCUAAAGACUAUAGCAUCGCUGGGAACAGCCUUCUCUGCGGUCCAUCUCCGACAAAGGGCUGUUCGAGUGUUUCUAAGCCAAUAAAUGCAACAGUUGGAUCCCCCAAGGUCAACAAUGGCCAUCAUCAUUGGGUGAUGUCAGUUGUAUUGGGCUUCAGUUGUGCAUUUGUAGUUUCACUGGUCCUGCUUGUUUGCUUGGUGUAUUGGUAUAGAACCCGUCUACUCUCUACUUCAUGCGUGCAGCAGGACUACGAUUUUGAGAUUGGUCAUCUAAAGCGAUUUUCAUUUCGAGAGCUGCAAGUUGCUACAGGAAACUUUAGUAGAAGGAACGUGCUUGGUCAAGGUGGGUUUGGUGUUGUCUACAGAGGGUGUCUGCCAAAUAAGACACUUGUGGCCGUCAAGAGGCUGAAGGAUCCUAACUUCACUGGGGAAAUGCAGUUCCAAACCGAGGUUGAAAUGAUCGGUUUGGCCUUGCAUAGAAACCUAUUGAGGUUGUAUGGCUUCUGUAUGACUCCCGAGGAGAGGAUGCUUGUUUAUCCUUACAUGCCAAAUGGAAGUGUUGCUGACCGCCUGAGAGAGACUGGUGGGGAAAUCCCAUGUUUGAACUGGAACAGGAGACUCCGAAUUGCCCUUGGUGCAGCUCGUGGACUGCUCUACUUGCACGAGCAGUGCAAUCCUCGUAUAAUCCACAGAGACGUUAAAGCUGCAAACAUUCUACUCGACGAGAGCUUCGAAGCUGUGGUUGGAGAUUUCGGACUUGCCAAGCUGUUGGAUCGAAGGGAUUCCCAUGUCACCACAGCAGUACGUGGCACAAUUGGUCACAUUGCUCCGGAGUAUCUCUCAACCGGCCAAUCCUCUGAAAAAACCGACGUCUUUGGGUUUGGGAUACUGCUUCUGGAGCUUAUAACAGGCCAAAAGGCACUGGAUGCUGGAAAUGGGCAGGUCCAGAAAGGAAUGAUCCUUGACUGGGUGAAAACCUUACAUGAGGAGAAGAAGUUGGAAAUGCUGAUAGAUAAGGAUUUGAAGGGAUGUUUCGAUCCAUCGGAGUUAGAACAGGCCAUCGAAUUGGCGCUGCAAUGCACUCAGUCGCAUCCUACUCUACGUCCGAAGAUGUCAGAAGUCUUGAAGGUACUUGAAGGCCUCGUAGGACACUCGGGUGUCGAGGAGGCACAAGCUGGAGGGUCGAACAUAUACGAGGCAAGGCCUUUCAGUUUCUCUAGGCAGCAGCAUAGUGGUAUCCAUGAAGCAUCUUCGUUCAUCAUUGAAGCAAUGGAGCUUUCAGGACCAAGAUGACUCAGGUGUCACAUUUUGUUUUCCCCUCCGUUUUCUUAGAUAAAGAUGUAAAUGAAUUUUUUCUGCGGUAAUAGCAAUCCUUGUCGCUUGCGGAUUGCCGUGUACAAAAUGGUCACAGGUCAAAGGAUUGUUAGGGAAAGUUGAAAUUGAAACACUGUAGUUUUCAGCAUAUAAUAUUUGAUAAAAUCAGGCAUAUGGUCAAAGGAAACCUCGCGCUGGCAGACAGUUCAAUUCCCUUUUCUUCUCUGAAACACCUUAAUCAUUUCUCUAGUAGAGGGUUUUUGCUCUGUCCAGGGUGUAAUAUAGCACCUUAAUUAUUAGCUGCCACAAGGCACAAGCUCAAGCUCCGGCUUUCUAUUGGUAAAUGGGUUAUCGAAUAUAUGGCUGAUUCACAGUAGUGUGUCAGUUGUUGACUAAUACAUUACACAUGCGCCAAAUUUGGGUGAGAUACGUUAAGAGUCCGUUAUAAGUGUCGUUUGCAAGUUGCGAAUGUUAAGGAUAUAAAUCGAAAGAAAAAGUUGACACAAAUUUAAAACCAACAAUCUCAACUUUUAGUCGAGAUUGUAUAAUGCAUCAUUUUUUGUGAUUGUUGAUGAGACCUAUUUAAAACAAUGCAUGCAUUGUUUUACACUUUGACACUUCCAAAUAUUGUAUUGUGCACACUAUAUCUAUUCAGCAAACACAAUUCUAACAAUCACAACUUACGAUCCAAAUGAUUUUUGUUUGUAAAGGUCAAAACUUAAUGAAAAUUGACUUCUUAGUUCUCAUCAAUACGAAUAAAUAAGGAAAAACUGAAAAUUUUCCAAUUAUGUGUGUUACUCUUCCCCUUCUUCCUAAUCCAAACGAUCCAAAAGAAAACUGUAGAGUGGUUAGACUACUCUGCCUCCCUGCUCAGUUUCAGCUUCUUUCCACUAAAAUCUACUACAUUUUAUGCUUUGCUUUGCUUUGGAUUCCAAUCAGUCCUCACAUUCACAUGCUUAGAAGUGAUAUUCCAUCUUUUAUAGCGCUUAUGCAAAAUUUAAAAUCCAAUUAUGCCUGUUAAAAAUCUCAAAUUAGACAGCGGAGCAUGUGUAGAGCAAGGUUGUUAAACUCCUAUCGAACUCCCGGUUACACCCAGUCCGACCCUAGUCGAGCUUCAAAACGGCCUCUAGAAAGCUCCGGUCUGACCCCUAAAAGAGGGAGAAGAAGAGAGGGGAAAGAGAGGAAGAGGAACGGAGGAAGGGAGAUGGUGGGUGGAUCAUGUAAGUUAUGUAGAUUUAUUUUGUGAAAAAUAAGUUUUUAAUAGAUAUAUGUAAGAUAA